AUGGCAGCCAUAGUAACUGGUCUCAUCCCUAUCCUGAGGACAGCAGUGGACACCACCACCACCUACAAGUGCCGCUCCGUGUGGUUCGGCUUCCUGUGCCUCCGCCUCGUAAUCCUCUUCAUCGCUCAGCUACCGUUCACCAAGCUGGACGCUGACUUCACGUGCAACGGCACGAGAGACAACAUCUGCACCAAAUCCUGCUUUAAUAGACAGUUCCACAAACCCAUGGUGGUAGCCUGGAACUUCAUCUUUGUCCUGGUCAACGGCCCUUAA
Menidia menidia (Atlantic silverside) is the source of this 273-nucleotide messenger RNA. Lineage: Eukaryota; Metazoa; Chordata; Actinopteri; Atheriniformes; Atherinopsidae. The record is from the annotation of a GenBank genome assembly.